AUGGCCGAAAGUUUUGUCACCUCCUCUAAUGAAAUCACGCCUACCAUGUCUGUGCUUGCAGGAUCCCUCUCGGGCCUUAUUGUCCGUUUCGUCAUCGCCCCAAUCGAUAUAGUGAAAAUCAGGUUGCAACUCCAUCGUGAUCCACAGAAAUACCGCUCGAUACUGUCAACUGUCAAAUCUAUCCUGCAAAACGAGGGGAUUCGAGCUUUUUGGAAGGGAAACCUCCCUGCAGAAAUGAUGUACGUGGUUUACGGAGGUGCCCAAUUCACAGCUUUUGCAACGAUAUCAAAUCUUGCAGAUUCAAUGAGGUCGAAGUUUAACAUGAAAAAGCCACAGACAGAACUCGGAACCACAUUACAAAACGUCGUAGUGGGAGCUUUAUCCGGGUGUAGUGCAACAUGCGUCUCGUACCCUUUAGACCUGCUACGUACCCGUUUAGCCUCCAACGAAACCAAACGAUUCAAAUCUUUGGGCAAUGAAAUCAAACAUAUCUACAACCUUGACGGUUUUCGAGGGUUUUUCUCCGGAGGCCUUGUAGGUAUCAACUACGUUGCUCUUAGCACUGGUUUCUCCUUUGGUACUUAUUCAUACAUCAUCAAUUGUGACAAAAAAGGCUAUUUUGAUUUCUUGAAAGAUCACAAUCUCAUUCUAACUCAUGCUGGAGGAAUCUCUUCAGUGGCCGGACUUACUGCAGGGGUGGUUUCAAAGACAUUGGUGUAUCCGCUUGAUCUAGUCAAAAGAAGAUUACAGAUGGGAUGGGGGACUAGCAUGUACUCGGUGUUGAGAAAUGUGAUCAAAAUAGAAGGAGUUUCGGGCCUUUAUAAAGGCUUUAUUCCUGCUGUGUUGAAAAGUGCUCCUGCUACGGGAAUAUCCUUGUUCUGCUAUGAAUUCUUCAUUGGAGUCUUUAAGAAGUUUUAA
Messenger RNA from Pichia membranifaciens NRRL Y-2026, 918 nucleotides. RefSeq lists its product as hypothetical. Gene Ontology annotation, cellular component: mitochondrial inner membrane. Gene Ontology annotation, molecular function: thiamine transmembrane transporter activity. Gene Ontology annotation, biological process: thiamine pyrophosphate transmembrane transport. The record is from RefSeq and is a predicted model, not a curated record. The coding region runs from base 1 to 918 and encodes 305 amino acids. The transcript has a single exon. NCBI's taxonomy places the organism in Eukaryota, Fungi, Ascomycota, Pichiomycetes, Pichiales, Pichiaceae.